Cuscuta campestris is the source of this 1095-nucleotide messenger RNA. The record is from the annotation of a GenBank genome assembly. Lineage: Eukaryota; Viridiplantae; Streptophyta; Magnoliopsida; Solanales; Convolvulaceae.
GUCGUUCACAUUUCGCAACGAGUCAAAACUUUAACAAAGUUUUGAAGGCAUUAAACACUAUAGCACCACAAAUGAUGGUCAAGCCGGGAUUUGCCGUGCCUUCUAAAAUAAGAGGCAACACAAGAUUUUACCCCUACUUUAAGGAUUGUAUUGGUGCCAUUGAUGGCACUCAUAUUCCUGCAAUUGUAAAAGGUCGUCAAGUAAGUAGUUAUCGUAAUCGUCAUGGCAUUCAGUCCCAAAAUGUUUUAGCAGCUUGCAACUUUGAUUUGGAAUUCAUAUAUGUGCUUAGUGGGUGGGAAGGAUCAGCACAUGAUUCAAAAAUGCUAAACGAUGCAUUAUGUAGAAGAAAUGGACUUGAAGUGCCUCAAGGAAAAUAUUUUUUGGUUGACUGUGGAUUUGCGAAUCGACGACAAUUUUUAGCACCAUUGCGAGGUGUUCGGUAUCAUCUCAAAGAUUUUGGAGGUCAGGGCCGUCACCCCCGAAAUGCAAAUGAGUUGUUCAAUCUUCGUCAUGCAUCGUUGAGAAAUGUUAUUGAGAGGAUAUUUGGUAUCUUUAAAUCACGUUUCACCAUUUUCAAAACUGCACCUCCCUUUCCAUUUCAAACACAAGCAGAGCUAGUGUUAGCUUGUGCAGGAAUACACAACUUUCUUCGUAAAGAGUGUCGUUCUGAUGAAUUUACUCCUGAACCAGAACUUGAGUCAUCUUCUUCAACAUAUCUUGACAUGGAGGAAGAAAAUUCUGAAAUACUUUCUCAAACUCAACAACAACAAAGAGCAGAAGCUAACGCUUGGAGACAUGGCAUUGCUGAAGCUAUGUGGGCCGAUAGACCACAAAAUGAUGUUAAUGAGGAGAAUGAAGAAGGUUUUGGUGAUAAUGAAGUUGAAAUGGAAGACUAUGUUGUUUAGUAAUUUUAUUUUUCAAUUAUCUUUUAAAAUUUUGAAUAAUGUCUUCUUUUGAGUUGUCUUUAGCAUUUCAUUAUUGAUGAGUUUUGACAUAAAAGAAGAAUAGCGGAGAGAUAAUAACAAUUUUAGAUGCAAAAUAAAUAUUUUAUUACAAAAAGGAUAAUUUUCAUUCUAAUAAAUAUAUUACAAAAAU